Molecule: messenger RNA, 1382 nt
Organism: Onthophagus taurus
Lineage: Eukaryota; Metazoa; Arthropoda; Insecta; Coleoptera; Scarabaeidae
Source: RefSeq, a predicted model, not a curated record
GUAUAAAAGGAAGUUAAUUCGAUCCAAGAUGGCCAUACCGUAUUGAAGUGAAGUGUCAUUAUAAAACAAAAUACGAGUGUGUUUACGUUUUCGAAUUUGUUUCGUUUUAAAAAUGGAGUACCCAACUGAAGUUAGAAAUAUUCAAGUCGCAAAAAUCAACAGUAGAAGAAUCCGAGACGAAGAAAACAACAAAUUCCACGGCGUUCUUCACGUUUGGAAAUUAACCGAUCAAAACGAGACCAAAAAAAAAGACUUUUGUUCCAACUGGUUUACCACUACAACAACAACAACAACGUCAAGGUUGUUAUCGUUUUGAAUUUCCGAUUUAAAUUAAAUAAAAAACAAUAACGAUGUUUGGAUUAAGUUUUAAAUCAAGAAAACCACCCGCCGCGGGUGAAAUGAUGGGGUUAAAACGUAAUUUUUCAACGGAGCCAAUAAAUUACCAUUUGAAUUUCGAUUUAAAUAUCAACGCGCAAAAGCGAUUCUCAAAUCCAAACUUUGUCAAUAAACAUAACCCGAAUUUGUUAAAAAGAAGUCACAGCGAACCAAUGAAGAUAUCCGCAUCCAAAGAACCCCCCGAAGAAAUCGGGGGGGUUCCUUCAUCACCGAUUUGUAUAGCCGUUAGCAAAACACCAAACGAAAUCACCAUUUCAAUUACACCCGAGAAUUUUGCACGAAAAACUCGUCUCAAUUCGGAUUGCGCGAGCGAAGACAGUUUUAUUAUUUUCGAAUGCGAUUCCAAUUCCGAUUAUGAUGAUACCACUGAAGAGGAUGAUGAUGAUAGUGAUGAGGAAUUAUGUAGUGAUGAAGAAUCUGACGUUGAUGAAGUUGAUUUCGUUAAAAAAGUCCCUUUUAAAAAGGUACGUUUUUGUGAAAAACCUUUAAUACAUCCGAUGAUAAAAUGGGAUUACGCAUACAGGGCGGCUAGAAAAGGUCCAUGGGAACAACACAUGCGGGACAGAUGUCGGUUUGAAAAUCGCGUGUCGAAACUUGCCGAAGUGAUUUCUCCCGUUUUAAACGCGACUCACAGGACAAAUGUGUAUAACGAAAGAUUUCGGGAUCAAAAUCGUUCCGAUACAAAGUGACAAAUCGCUAUAAAUAUGUAGAUAAAUGUAAAAAAAAGGGAAAUUAUUAAUAUUUGAACGGCGAACAUCUGUGAUAUUUCGGAGAGAAAAUUUGAAAAAGUAAAUCUCAUCGGUUAUUUUUGUAAAAAUGUUAAUAUAAAAGAUUCAAAAGUAGAAGUAGAUUGGAGGAAAUUAUUAUUUUAAGGUUUUUAAGUUUUUUUCUUUUAGGUUAUAAGAAAAAAAAAAGGAGGAAAAAAACGAUUUGUAUAAUAGAUGUAUCAUAAUUUCGAUUGUGUAGAAUAAAAAUGUAAAUAUUAA